Molecule: messenger RNA, 492 nt
Organism: Myotis myotis
Lineage: Eukaryota; Metazoa; Chordata; Mammalia; Chiroptera; Vespertilionidae
Gene: RPL34
Product: ribosomal protein L34
Exons: 5
Coding region: 87-440 (117 amino acids)
Biological process (GO): translation
Cellular component (GO): ribosome
Molecular function (GO): structural constituent of ribosome
Source: RefSeq, a predicted model, not a curated record
UCCUGCGCAGUCGAUUUGACCUUUGAACUAGCAAGCGCUUCCCUUUUCCUCUUCCGGGGACGGUGACUUCUGUCUAGGUGUUCACCAUGGUCCAGCGUUUGACAUACCGGCGGAGGCUGUCCUACAACACAGCCUCCAACAAGACCAGGCUGUCCCGAACCCCUGGUAACAGGAUUGUUUACCUUUAUACCAAGAAGGUUGGGAAGGCACCCAAGUCUGCGUGUGGCGUGUGCCCAGGCCGACUGCGCGGAGUGCGUGCUGUGAGACCUAAAGUUCUAAUGAGGUUGUCUAAGACGAAAAAACACGUCAGCAGGGCCUACGGUGGAUCCAUGUGUGCUAAAUGUGUCCGCGACAGGAUCAAGCGUGCUUUCCUUAUUGAGGAGCAGAAAAUCGUUGUGAAAGUGUUGAAGGCACAAGCACAGAGUCAGAAAGCCAAAUAAAUUAAAAAAUGAAGCUUUUUUGAGUAAUAAAAACAAAAGUCUCAUUCUGUUA